Molecule: messenger RNA, 1199 nt
Organism: Mugil cephalus (flathead mullet)
Lineage: Eukaryota; Metazoa; Chordata; Actinopteri; Mugiliformes; Mugilidae
Gene: pla2g12a
Product: phospholipase A2, group XIIA
Exons: 4
Coding region: 161-742 (193 amino acids)
Biological process (GO): arachidonate secretion; phospholipid metabolic process; lipid catabolic process
Cellular component (GO): extracellular region
Molecular function (GO): calcium ion binding; A2-type glycerophospholipase activity
Source: RefSeq, a predicted model, not a curated record
AGCGUCAACCCGGAAGCGACAUCAGCCCACCGCCAGUGCCUCUUUCAGCGACGUGGAAAUGACAUGAAAACAAGCAAAGGUGAAAACUGAGAUGGUAUUGACACCGCGUUUUGAGGCGUAAAUCAGUUAAGUCAAACCAUUUAGCCGUGAAAAGACUAUUAUGCGGCGCCUCAGCUACGUGUGUGUUUUGGUGUUAAGUUUGUACUCCUGCGGAUGUUUCUCACUUGUGUCUGGCUACAAACACGAGCCAGAGACUCCAGACUGGAGGAUGACUCUGAAAACUAUUCGUAAUGGAAUACACAAGAUUGACACGUACUUGAACGCAGCACUGGACCUGUUUGGUGGCGAUGACGGGCUGUGUCAUUAUAGAUGUAGUGAUGGGUACAAGCCGAUGCCUCGUCCUGGGUACAAGCAACCACCACCCAACGGAUGUGGCUCCCCACUCUUUGGGUUUCAGUUUGAUAUAGGUAUCCCGUCCAUGACCAAAUGCUGUAACCAGCAUGACCGCUGCUAUGACACCUGUGGCAAUGAGAAGCACGACUGUGAUGAACAGUUUCAGGACUGUCUCGAGACCAUCUGCAAGAAUGUGCAAAGGACUCUGGGACUGUCCCAGAGUGUCCAAGCGUGUGAGUCAGCGGUCACUCUGCUUUUUGACGCCGUUAUGCACUUGGGAUGUAAGCCGUACCUGGACAGUCAGCGAGAGUCCUGUGUCUGUCAAUAUGAAGUGAAGAGGGAACUGUGACACCAGAGGGUCCACAAGGCUCCACAAGACUGCCUGUCGACUGUUGGAAACACAACACUAACUGAAGAGUGCUGCAAUAAACUUUGUUUUCGACUUGUAGAUUUUCUCAGGGACCGAGCACCUUUAGCUGGCACUGAUCUGUUCAUUGGAUUUUUUAGAUAUGUGUGUAUAUACAAAGUAACUCUGAAAUGGCCUCAGUCUUUAGAUAUGAUGGCUAAUGCCUCACGCAGCUAAUUAUUUAUAUGUAAGUAAUAAGGUUUAAUAUGAUUGUACUGACUGCCAGUUGCUCUGCGGGUACGCUUUCUUGGGAACUCUGCACUUUGAGGAAAUGCGGGUAACUAUGAGCUGACGCACAAGUCUGAGUGGGAAGUGACGCCCCUGUGUGAAAAAAACAAAAACAAAAAAACUUUAUUGUUCCAAAAAAAUAAAUAAAUAAAGACAAUCAUGCUUGUAUUAA